Peronospora farinosa is the source of this 1038-nucleotide messenger RNA. Lineage: Eukaryota; Oomycota; Peronosporomycetes; Peronosporales; Peronosporaceae. The record is from the annotation of a GenBank genome assembly.
AUGACGCUCGACUUGUUCAAGAGCAAGAGCCGUAGCUGUGACUCGGACGCGGACGCGGAGGCUACAGCCAUCACAGUAUCAGCAUCUGCUGAAAGAAGCAAUGAAAGUGGUAGUGACAGCGACGAUGACGAGGUGGAGAACGCCAUGUUUCGUCCCGCUCCUAAGCUAGAGACUCAAGUGGAAUCAGAAUCUGAGAAGGAGGAUGACGACGGCGCGUCAUCGGAACAACCGCAACAAGAACGUUCCGUGAAGAAGAAACGAAAACAAAAGGAAGAAUUGAAGAAAAAGAUACAGGAACAGCUGCCAAGUGAAGAGGAUGAUGAGCUAAAGGAAGAGAUUGACCGGAAGACGGAGGCUACUGUCUAUGUUGAAGGAAUUCCAUACCGAGCCAAUGAGAGUGACUUGGUGACGCACUUUUCAUCCUGUGGCAAUGUGCGUGAAGUGCGUCUGCCGCGUUAUCAGGACUCGGGGAAACCUCGUGGCUAUGCGCACGUGGUGUUUGACGAUGAAGCAGCACUUACGAAGGCUUUGCAGUUGGAUGGAAAGUAUUUGUUUGGCCGCUACUUGUCCAUUCGGAGAGCAGAAGCGCCACGGGCUGUGGAAAUGGCGUUGAAGGAGAAGACGCAAAAUGCAACAAAGAAGGCAGUGAAAGGAUGUCGGACAGUUUACAUUAAGCAACUCCCGUACGAGGUAGAAGAGGCCACGAUCCGUGAAGCUCUGGCUUGUUGCGGUACUAUCACGAGUGUGCGAUUGCCACUUUGGAACCAUACACAAAAGCUGAAAGGCUUUGGAUAUGUUGAGUUUUCAUGUGAAGACGAGGCGUUGGCUGCUGCUCGUCGCAGUGGUAUGAAGAUCGGGGACCGGAUGGUACUCAUCAGUCUAGACGCGGCAGGAAGUGCACCGAAGGCAAGUUUUCGCCAACGUGACGGACAGUACUGGAACAAGGGCGAAGAAGCGAAAAAGUCGCUGGCAAAAAAGAUUAGCGAGAAGCAGCAGCGCCAGAAUGCACACAAGAAGCGGAAACUUGCAAGCAAAUAG